UAAGAGAAGGAGGAGUGUUGGAUGAUUGAUGAGUUUGAUGCGUUUGAUGCGUUUGAUGUGUUUAUGUGUUUGAUAUGUUUGGUUUGAUUGAACGAGUUGCCAGGAGUGGGGUUGGCGUUUGCUUCUUGUCUGCUCUUCAUGUGGAUUGCGGAGGUGCAAACCCAUGUGCGAAGAUACCAUCCUGUUGCGAUUAAUGUUUUCUGGCUUGUUUUGACGUUGAAUUCUAAUACAUUCUAUAGCAACCUGUUUUUCGAUCAAUCUUGUAUUAGCGUACUUUGUGUGUCUCUGUCUUGUGAGUUUUAUCGUAGUGUUUGCUAUUCACUGCUCCUUGAUCGGUUGCUGUAUUCUUGGGAUAUGUCCAGAGCUCCAAUGUGCUAGCUCUCUGUUUCGAACGUAAAGUCGCAAUAAGCUUUGUAAAUCAAGCAGAUACUAGGAAAUGGAAAUCGAUCUUAUAAUUGUUU
Molecule: messenger RNA, 461 nt
Organism: Bipolaris sorokiniana ND90Pr
Lineage: Eukaryota; Fungi; Ascomycota; Dothideomycetes; Pleosporales; Pleosporaceae
Exons: 1
Coding region: 139-378 (79 amino acids)
Source: RefSeq, a predicted model, not a curated record